ACUGCUUCCAUAUAAUAUGGACAUAAGAACAAAUAUAUUUUUUAGUAAAACUGAAACCUUGUAUUGUGUAGUUGUAAACUUCAUGGAUAAGCUUUCAUUAACGAUAGGUUGUAUAAUAGGGAAUGGGUUUACAGCUGAACUGUGGUGUGUCAAGUGUGAACUAGUGUUUAUAGCUGAACUGUGGUGUACAAACUAGUGUUAUAGCUUUUUAGACCAGGUGGGUCCAACUUCUAUUGAAAAUUUGGGAACUCUUAAGACAAGCAAUGUCUUUAUGUGCUUUCGGUGUGUGUCUUGUUAGUUUUCUUCUGAUUUUACACUACAAUAUACAAUCCGUAUUUUACUUAAUUUGCCCAAUGGUUCAAAACAUUGUGCUAUAUAUAUUCAUUGCUCCACAACCAUUCAACACUCUACCAACUUUCCCUUCCUUAAUCCUUCUUCUAAGCUAAUUGCUUGCUAAUCCCUUUUAAUUUCUUAUAUAGCUAGUUUCCUAAUUAAAGUCAGAUCACCCUUUUCUUUACUCAGCGUCUUUGACCCCUAGCAAUUACCUCUUCUUCAUAUUCAAACUCCAGUGUACACUCUUCGCUAUUUUUUUCCAAUUUUAACCUUACUUUUGUGUUUAUUGUUUCUCUCUAGUUAGAUAUUAAGAAGGGAAAUUUCGUUGAUUUCGGUUUGAUCUUUUUGUAAUUAUGAGGUUUCUUUCCGACAAUGAUCUUAUUACAAAAAGAAUGCAAUCAACAUGAGUUUGCAACCCUUUCUUAAGAACAAUCAAGUGUCAAAAAGUUUAUAUUUCUGGAUAUUUCAAAUAUUAGUAGUUUUUGAUCGCUACAACUAUCUUGUAUUGCAAGCAACAAGUGUGAAUUAUGCAAAUGGGAAGUUCAUCUUUACCUCCAGGAUUUAGAUUCCAUCCAACAGAUCAGGAGCUCAUAGGCUAUUAUUUAAGUAGAAAGAUAGAAGGUCUUGAGAUCGAGCUUGAAGUCAUUCCUGUUAUCGAUUUAUACAAAUUCGAUCCUUGGGAGUUACCAGAUAAGUCUUUCCUUCCAAACAGAGAUAUGGAAUGGUUCUUUUUCUGUCCUAGGGACAAAAAGUAUCCAAACGGUUUCCGAACCAAUAGGGCUACAAAAGCCGGAUACUGGAAACCGACCGGUAAAGACCGGAAAAUCACCUGUAGAUCGUCGGGUGUUAUAACCGGAUACCGGAAAACACUAGUUUUCUACGAAGGUCGUGCCCCAUUGGGCGAGAGAACUAACUGGUUCAUGCAUGAAUAUCGUCUAAAUCAUGACGAUCUUUCUCAAAAAUCACCAAAAUUCAAGGGAGCUUUCGCAUUAUGUCGUGUAGUUAAGAAGAACCAACUUAAGACUAAAACCUUGAAAAAUAAAAAUGAACAAGCAGUUGGCUCCGGUUGCUCUAGCCUUGCGACUUCUCCCUGUCGAGAUGGAACGAUGCAGUUUCAAUCAUUCAGCCCGUCUUCUUCUACUACAAACAAAUCUUCUAGCAUGUGGAUAUCUCCUGAUUUCAUCCUUGAUUCCUCCAAGGAUUAUCCUCAAAUUCAGGAGAUUGCUUCUGAGUACUUUCCCAACUUUCAUUUUCCAGUCAAUGCAGCCAACCAUCACGUGGGACUUCGCGAGAGUUCUUCUUAUUUGAACGCUGAUCAGGACAUUGACCAAUCAAUGCAAACUGGUUACUGGCCAAAUUAUGAAUACGACCAAACGGGUUCAUUCGGUUACUCAAACCUUUUCUAGAUAGAAGGAAAUGUGUUGGUCUCUCUUCUGAACUAAAACGCCUUUUAACGUUGGAGUCCUGGAAGAAGAGUUGUCAUAAAAAAACAAAGCAGCAACUAGACAAGACAACAUAGAGUUGACUUCUAAAUCGUGUUCCUUUACAAAACCAGAAAAAAGAGUUGUCAUAUAGUUGGAGUCUCUUGCACUUUAUUCUUAGAAUAUAAUUAUAUUGGUUGCUUUUGAUUUUGUUUUUUUUGUUUUUAUAUUACUAAUGAGUAUAUUGUAUGCUCUGUAGGAUGACUAUUUAAACUUCCUAAUUUGUAAAACUUAGUAGGGGUUAUUGGUUGUUGUAUUUUAAUGGAUUUGAAAAUCCGAACUAAA
Messenger RNA from Brassica napus (rape), 2099 nucleotides. Its product is annotated as NAC domain-containing protein 71. Bases 861 to 1739 code for a protein of 292 amino acids. NCBI's taxonomy places the organism in Eukaryota, Viridiplantae, Streptophyta, Magnoliopsida, Brassicales, Brassicaceae. Gene Ontology annotation, biological process: regulation of DNA-templated transcription. The transcript is spliced from 4 exons. The record is from RefSeq and is a predicted model, not a curated record. Gene Ontology annotation, molecular function: DNA binding.